CGAAAUUUGAUCCAGCCGAGCGACUCGAGUCGAGACGGACACGCCGGUGGGGUCACCUCCAGCUGUUCUUGCCAUCACACCCUCCUCAUCCCCAUCAUCACCACCAGCAUGACAUCGAUGGACUCAGAUGAGCCGCCCGCCACAGCGCAGGUAGCUCAACUGCCCCCAUCAUACCGCUUCUUUCUGGGAGACGCAGAGGGCCAGCUGAAGAGUUGGUCGACUCCUUGUCCUCCUCUGCCUGCCGAUUAUCAGGCUCAGUUGCCUCAGGUGCUGCCGCUCAGCAACAGGCAGCAGUCUCAUUCGGCUGAGACGGCUGUACAGAGGAUGGCGAGUGGAAUCAUCGAGGGUAUCGGCUUCGUACUGGCUAUCGCUAGACGUAACGCUACUAUCGAUGUCGUUCUGCCGCCUUCCGCCUCUGAUGACCCGUCGACUUCGCACGCCACGCUCCUUGUGACGAUCAAGAAUGACAAGAUGAAAGCUGGACUGCAGAGAUGGGUUGGACUUGCUGUGGGAUCCAACUGCAUAUACGCUGCCACUUCAGCAGGCAACUUCACCAAGACGGUCCUGAGCCAGGACAACGGAUCCUCAGCAUCUUCCUCAUCAUCCUCAGCAACUCCUCGUCGCCCGCUCAGCAUCGCCUCAACGCACCACCUGACCCUUCCCGAGCCGCUGCAAAGCCUCGUUUUCCACCCUGCCUCCAACCCAACAUCGUUCCUCUACGGAGGCGAGGAAAUCCCGCUCAGCAUCUGGAAUAUUGAGACUGCAUUCUCCACGCCGCCGUCCCAGGCUGAGGCGUCGGACGAUGGAUAUACGGCCCCCAAUGGUGAGGAGCAGACGCCGGCGGCGGCGACGGGAGGUGCAGGCGGAGAGAAUGCGAAGAUGAGGAAGAGGAAGAGACAGGCUGAGGCGAGGGCGAAGGCGAAGGAGCUGCUCUGGGGUGAGGUUUGGAGGGCGAAGAAUCUGCCCAACGACGCCCUUUCCCUUCCUCAGCGGCCCAACAUCACAUCGAUUGCUGUUCUGGCAGACAGCGAAGACACUCCAGCUUCUCCAGGACAAGCAAGCUCAUCCGAAUCACCAGAACGAUCAAGCAUUCUCAAAUUCAAGGUAGCCGUGGGCACGCGCGAUGGACUGCUUCGCGUAUUUGACCCUUCCUCAGGCUCCCGCAAGCAAGUCAAGGAGUUCAGUAUUGCCAAAUCUACGCCCAUCAAGGCGCUGGUCAACCCCGCGGCCGGAAGUAAUGAAGGAGAGUUGCUCGCAGCUGAUGGAGAAGGCAAGCUCUCUGCUGUCGAUGUGGUAGCCGGAAAGCUCAAGUAUCAAUGGAAGGACAUCACCGGUGCCAUCGCAUCCGUCGUCGCUCUUCCCCCUCCGACGACGGAAGGCUUAGCAUCUUCACCGUCUUCUUCCACCCCCCUGGCAGUCUCAAGUUCCCUGGAUCGAUUGCUCCGCCUACACACCUUCCCGUCUUCCUCGCAGAGCGACCGCAAGAAGGCGCCCUCAGCAGCCUCGGCCCGUGGCCAGAACCUGCUCAAGGGCUUCACAGGUGGAGCAGCGGUCACUGCCAUCGUAUGGGACGGGGCCGUGCCCAUCGUGACUGCGCCUGAGGUGGACGAGGACGAAGAGGAGGAAGACGAGUCGAUGAAUCGUGGCGCGGCAGGGGAAGCGGACGAGGAGGAGGAAGACGGUGAUGACGAUGAAGGCGUAUGGGAAGCUAUGCAGGAGGUAGGAGAGGCGAAUGGCAUUCCUAGCAGUCGCUCCGCCAAGAAGGAGGGGCAGAGGCGUAGCAAGAGGCUGAGCGCGGCAGGGCCAGGAGGCGACGAGGAAGGGGAGGACGUUGGAGAUGCUGAGGAGGCCAAGGAGGAGAGGGCGAAGCGUACCAGGAAGGCGGAUUGACGCCGUGGGUCGAGCGUCGACAGCACAGCAUAGCACACUCGCACGUCAUGCCAUGCAAGGUCAUUAUCCCAUGUUCAGCC
Molecule: messenger RNA, 1970 nt
Organism: Jaminaea rosea
Lineage: Eukaryota; Fungi; Basidiomycota; Exobasidiomycetes; Microstromatales
Exons: 4
Coding region: 109-1890 (593 amino acids)
Biological process (GO): ribosomal large subunit biogenesis
Cellular component (GO): nucleolus; preribosome, large subunit precursor
Molecular function (GO): protein binding
Source: RefSeq, a predicted model, not a curated record